Molecule: messenger RNA, 1604 nt
Organism: Sabethes cyaneus
Lineage: Eukaryota; Metazoa; Arthropoda; Insecta; Diptera; Culicidae
Gene: noi
Product: splicing factor 3A subunit 3
Exons: 3
Coding region: 33-1490 (485 amino acids)
Biological process (GO): mRNA splicing, via spliceosome
Cellular component (GO): spliceosomal complex; nucleus
Molecular function (GO): RNA binding; zinc ion binding
Source: RefSeq, a predicted model, not a curated record
GUUCACAGCCUCCACAGCAAAAUAAGCGCAAAAUGGAAACAAUUUUCGAAAUCCAACGUCGUCUGCACGAGGAAUGCGACCGACUGGUGAUGGCCAUGUCGGAAGAGCUGCAAUCGUCGAAAAAGACGACGAAGGAAAAAGUGCUGGCGGAUCACCGGAUUAAAAUCUAUCUGGAACGGUACCAGAGUUGCAGCCGGUCGUUGCUGGAACUGUAUCAGGACAAGGACGGUGAACGAAAGCAGGAAAUUACAAACAUGAGCGUUAACGAGUUCAAGGAAUUUUACAGCCAGUUCAAUUCGCUGGUGGAAUUUCACCAGAACCACGGCAAUAAUGUGGCUGUUCCAGCUUCGAUCGAGUUUGCUAAACUGCGAGAGCAAUUAAACGAUCCCAAUUAUCUGGCGGAGAUUGUUAAAUUCAGUGAUGUGGAAAAUUACGGUCAGUAUCUGGAUCUUCACGAGUGCUACGACAACUAUAUCAACUUGAAGGGGGUGGACAAGAUAGAUUACAUCACGUAUCUGUCGGAGUUCAACAAAUUCCUAGAUGUCCCGAAGAAGCAGAAGAAUUUGAAGUAUAAAAAAUAUUUGGAGUUGCUGCACGAUUAUCUUUUCGGAUUUAUUACUCGGAGCCGACCGCUGUUUUUCGAGUUAGAGCACACGGUGAAGCGAAACGAGUUACAAUUCGAAGAUUUGUGGAAGAAAGGUGAGGCACCCGGCUGGGAGAGAGGCAAGGACGUGGAUGUUGAGGAUGCAAUGAUCAAUUUGAACGAAUUUGGUAAAUGGGAGGAUUUGACUUAUUUGGGAUUGGACCGUCUUAAAGCCGCACUGCAGGCCAUGGGUAUGAAAUGCGGUGGUACACUGGAAGAACGUGCCCAGCGUCUGUUUGCGUGUAAGGAGGAUCGUAAUAAGGAAAGCGAGCAUAAACGUCUGGCAUACAAUCAAAAGGAUAAGGACAUUGCUCUGCUAGAGUACAAGAUCAGCAAGUUGGCUGAACUGGUCGACGACCAGAUUUACGAGACAAAAAUAAACUUACAGCGAAAACAGGCUCGUUAUACCUUGGAUGAAAGUGACGAAGAUAGUAUGGAUGAAGUCGAAUCCGACGAUGACGACGGAAUUCCGUACAAUCCGAAGAACUUACCGCUGGGUUAUGAUGGAAAACCAAUUCCAUACUGGUUGUAUAAAUUACAUCAAUUGCACUUUACGUACGAGUGCGAAAUUUGCGGCAAUUAUAAGUACAAUGGGCCGAAAGCAUUCCAGAAUCACUUUUCCGAGUGGAGACACGCGCACGGAAUGCGCUGCCUAGGUAUCCCGAAUACUGCACAUUUUGCCAACAUUACCAAAAUCGAGGAUGCACUAGUCCUAUGGGAUAAGGUUAAGGAACAAACUUUCUCCAAAAUGUGGGUCCCGGCUAACGAGGAAGAGUUCGAAGACUCACGGGGCAACAUACUCAGCAAGAAGGUUUACUUGGAUUUGCAGAAACAGGGCCUGCUUUAAAGCAGACGUGAAUUGAUUAGGUUUCAGUGCUAGACAGUGCAUUUCUUUUCCUAUCUAACCCGUGUAACCCGCUGAAAAGCAAAGCGCUAAAUAUAGUGUGCCGGCGCCGGCAUU